AUGAUGCUAUCCAUGAGACAAUCACUCGUCUUCAACGUGCUCAUCUGCAUACUCCUCACCGUACAUGGCAGCAGUAAACAAAAUGACGCAACAAAGAUGGAGAUGUAUGACGUCAAUAGGGAUGGCGAGGAUGGUUCAUGGAGAGCCGAUAGCGAAGAAUUUAACCCAGCACCUCAGUACAUUCCAACAAAGUUCUUAAAGCCAGACUCAUAUGCCAACUCAGCGAUCCUUGAUAAUGUGGGACCAUCAGAGUCUUCCAGAACAAAAUAUUUCUACGGCAAUGAUGAAAAUUUGAAGAACUACCUCAGAAGGAUUCCCCACCCACCGGCGAAAAAAUGGAACGUUCAUCCAAGACCUGUACCUUCAUUCAUCGGUAAAUGA
Messenger RNA from Helobdella robusta, 381 nucleotides. RefSeq lists its product as hypothetical. The transcript is spliced from 4 exons. NCBI's taxonomy places the organism in Eukaryota, Metazoa, Annelida, Clitellata, Rhynchobdellida, Glossiphoniidae. The coding region runs from base 1 to 381 and encodes 126 amino acids. The record is from RefSeq and is a predicted model, not a curated record.